AUGGACACUCAAGAUAAUAGACAUUCAUGGGAUUAUUUAUCAUUUUUUUUGGAGCAAGGUAUAUAUAAAGUAGAAGGAGGAAAAGCAUACAUUUUUCCUCAAGAUGUCCGGUGGAAUACACUUGCUGAUACUAUAGAAUGCUAUUUGGAUAAUUGGCAUAUAUUAUACAAAGUUUGUAAUGACAACCGUUCAGCCAUUGAAGUUUCUAUUUUUACUAAAAUUAAAGAUCUAUUUACAAAAACAAUGGACCAAGAGUAUUUGGUUCCACGUAAAAAAGAAGACCUUACUAUUGGAGAUUUCUAUGAAAUUUGGCUUAAGUGUUGCAGAGAUACUAAGAAAGUAGGUUCAGGCUUUUCUAAGAUUUUAUCUACUUCAAUGGAAAAAAGAGAAAAAUUACUGUUGGAUAAUCCUAUUUUUUUAACUGGUAUCUAUUUAGACCCAAGAUUUCAAUGUCUCCUAGAUUAUGACUCCAAGUAUAAAGCAAUUAAUAUUUUAGUUGAUGUGUGGAAGAUGAUUUUAUGGUUAGAUAAAAAUUCAAUGCCGAUUUCAAAGGAUGAAAUUAUUAAAUCUGCAACUCAUUGUGAGGUUGACAAUCAUAAUUUUUCAAAUGUUGAAGAUGAUGAUUUGGAAGAUUUUAUUAAAACUAAAACAUGUAUUUCUAUACAAGAACAAAAUGAAAGUGUUGAAGCAAUACCAAUUCGUUUGUUGUUACAAAGCUAUGAUAAUAUUCAACGUUUACAUCAUUCCACGAGUAUUAGACAGUAUUGGCAGGAUUUGAAGUUGGUUAAACCAGAGAUAUUUAGAUUAGCACAAGUAAUCCUAAGUGUUCCUGUUACUAAAGUAAGUACUGAACAUUUUUGGAUUAUUAAUAAUUGUAUUCUUUAG
Metopolophium dirhodum (rose-grain aphid) is the source of this 885-nucleotide messenger RNA. RefSeq lists its product as uncharacterized. The record is from RefSeq and is a predicted model, not a curated record. Lineage: Eukaryota; Metazoa; Arthropoda; Insecta; Hemiptera; Aphididae. The transcript has 4 exons. The coding region runs from base 1 to 885 and encodes 294 amino acids.